Miniopterus natalensis is the source of this 3123-nucleotide messenger RNA. It is a transcript of the gene CYP1B1, whose product is annotated as cytochrome P450 family 1 subfamily B member 1. NCBI's taxonomy places the organism in Eukaryota, Metazoa, Chordata, Mammalia, Chiroptera, Miniopteridae. Gene Ontology annotation, molecular function: iron ion binding; steroid 17-alpha-monooxygenase activity; heme binding. Gene Ontology annotation, biological process: hormone biosynthetic process; progesterone metabolic process. The record is from RefSeq and is a predicted model, not a curated record.
GCGGGCGGCGCCUUCCUGGACCCGCGGCCGCUCACCGUGGUGGCGGUGGCCAACGUCAUGAGCGCCGUGUGCUUCGGCUGUCGCUACCACCACGAGGACGCCGAGUUCCGCGAGCUGCUCAGCCACAACGAGAGGUUCGGCAGCACGGUGGGCGCGGGCAGCCUGGUGGACGUGAUGCCCUGGCUGCAGCGCUUCCCCAACCCCGUGCGCACCGCCUUCCGGGAGUUCCAGCAGAUCAACCGCAACUUCAGCAGCUUCGUCCUCGACAAGUUCCUGCGGCACCGCGAGAGCUUCCGGCCCGGCGCCGCCCCCCGCGACAUGAUGGACGCCUGCAUCCUGUCCGUGCGCAAGGAGGCGGCCGAGGGCUCGCGCGACGGCGGCGCGCGGCUGGACGAAGGCUACGUGCCGUCUACGGUCACCGACAUCUUCGGCGCCAGCCAGGACACGCUCUCCACCGCGCUGCAGUGGCUGCUGAUCCUCCUCACCAGGUACCCUGACGUGCAGGCUCGGGUGCAGGCGGAGCUGGAUCAGGUCGUGGGCAGAGACCGGCUGCCUGGCCUGGACGACCAGCGCCAGCUGCCCUACGUCAUGGCCUUCCUUUACGAGGCCAUGCGCUUCUCCAGCUUCGUGCCCGUCACCAUCCCUCACGCCACCACUGCCAACACGUCUGUUCUGGGCUUCCACAUCCCCAAGGACACGGUGGUGUUUGUUAACCAGUGGUCAGUGAAUCAUGACCCGCAGAAGUGGCCGGACCCGGAGACCUUCGAGCCCGCCCGCUUCUUGGGCCCGGACGGGCUCAUCAACAAGGACCUGGCGAGCAGCGUGAUGAUCUUCUCGGUGGGCAAGCGGCGCUGCAUCGGGGAGGAGCUCUCCAAGGCGCAGCUCUUCCUCUUCACCGCCAUCCUGGCGCACCAGUGCCACUUCAGGGCCGAUCCCGACGAGCCCUCGGAAAUGGAUUUCAGUUACGGCCUGACCAUUAAGCCCAAGGCAUUUAAAAUCAACGUCACUCUCCGAGAGUCCAUGGAGCUCCUGGACCGGGCUGUCCAAACGCUGCAAGCCGAGGAGGAGUGCCAGUGAGAAGCCAGAGCAGGCUGGAAUUCCAGAAGGACUCGGUUUUGAGGGCUGGGGAGGAAAAAUGUCCAGCUCCUCUGAGCUGCUUUCUCGGUUAGCCUCCGAAGUGGGCCCAGGUCAGGACUGGACUGUGCGGGAGCUCUGGGAAGAUUUUUUUGUUUUUCAGUCAGAGUUAAAAGGCCCAAAGAAUUUUUAUACAUACAUCGAGUGCUGGUAAUUUCUCGAGGGAGCAUUCUUUGGAGAUAAAACGCGCAUGUGCACGCCCGGAGAACUACCUGAUGAAGAGGUACUUCCAAUACCAGGCUCUCGUGGGUGGGAUCUGAGAUUUGUGUUCUGCGUGCUGAGCGUCAGUUGGAAACUGUAUUAAGCAAAGCUUCAGAAUAUAUUGCUGAAUAUGCAAAGGCAAAUAAUUUCAGUGUAAGACGUGACUUGAGGGUGAGAGGGAAAAGAUUCCAACCAGAAAUUUCCUUCUCACCUUAUCAAUACGGUUGCUUAGUUGGGCUCUGGUACCUGUGGAUGGAUUUAUCGUUUGGCCUACUGAUGAGCUUUCUCUUACUUUUUUGGAUAGGUCAUAAAGUCAUUUGCUGAAAAAGAAAUUAAUAGUAGUUGGUUUAGCGAUUAUAGUGGGUUUCAGUGAUUUAUCAUGAUGUUUAAAGUGAAAGUUGUUAAACUGUAAAAUAUUCUGCUCUGUGUUGGUUGCUGAAGUACAGAAUUUCAAUUAUGAGCAACAUCCCCCAAGCCCCCCAAAAAGAUUUACCUGCCCAGCUAAGCUUUAAAUGAUGUGAUUGCAAUGCACUGAUUUCAAUACUUCGCAUAGAUUUUAAAAAAUCACCAAAUAGUAUUCAAUAUGUAUACAUAUAUAAUGAUUCAUAAGCAAUAUGUAUUAGUUAUUUUAUUAUUAAAUAGUAUUAAUUAGUUUGGUCAAGAAAAGGUUGAAUAAUGUAUGUCUUUUAUAAUGCCAUAGAAAAUUGAAAAGUACAAGCCAUUCAACUAAUGUUGGCUCAAGUCAUGAAAUGAGUUAGAUUAAAUCAACUACCUAUUUUUGACAUGGAAACCAAGUUGAAGCAAAAUCUCGUCUUUCAUCUGAAACUCUAAUGACAACUGAAAAAAUCUAAACAUUGGGCCAGCAAAGAUGUCUCCCUUAUUACUUUAUGGUAGAUUUAUUAAAAUUAUAUUCAUAAUAUAGAAUCUCUUUUGAAAAUUGAUCAAGUUAAUAUGUUAUAAUUACAAACUCUUGGCAUGCUUUGAUUUUAAUUUAAUUUAAAAGACAUUCUGAUUAUGGAGUUGCAGUUAAAGUUACUGGAAAUCUGACCAUUAGCAAUUGGAAGGCAGAGAAAUUUCACCUGUGCUUCCUGAUGAGUAGUGAGCAAUGCAACAAAUUACCAGAAUGCUCUCUUUAUUAAGAGAGAAGAGGGACAUUUUCCAUUAUAACAGACCUAGUUUUCCUUUUAAAAGAUUUUUUUUAAAAAAUAGCAUUAACGUCAGUGUUUCGGAAAGUCAGAACCAGAAGGUAGUCUUGGAGGCUGUACCGAGGCUUGCAUUGCGUGCCACUGACGCUGACUGGAUCAGCUGUGCCGUUUAAGACGGGCAACCCAGUGAGCCGAUGCUUUGGUAACUGAAAACAUAAAGCUUGAAUGAAAUGUGUACAUUCAGUUUAUGCAAAUAACCUGAAAACCUUAAUGAAAGUGAUGGAAGACUGCAAGAGUGCAAAGUGAAGUUUAACUUUCAUUGCAUGUCAGUGUCCAAAGGAAGUUGUACAGUAUCCUACAAGCUUAUAAGCUCUUGGACUCUUAUCAAAAUUACAAAGGAAGGUAUAUCAUGGCUGUGUGUGGGGCGGAAAGAGAAAAGUGAAAAAGUGAAAGGAAGAAAGAUGGUUAAGCAUUUCCCCACUCAUUCCAAAUUAAUUCAUUUGAAAUGUGAAUAUUUAGAAAAAAGGUAUUUUUUGUGUGUCAGCAUUAAAUCCCAAGUAGACUUUUAAAAAUCUACAAUAUAUUAGAUCUCUUUUGUAACUUGAAAUUUUUUUAAAUCCUCACCCAAGGAUAUGUUUUUAUG